Molecule: messenger RNA, 3731 nt
Organism: Cynara cardunculus var. scolymus (artichoke)
Lineage: Eukaryota; Viridiplantae; Streptophyta; Magnoliopsida; Asterales; Asteraceae
Product: conserved oligomeric Golgi complex subunit 1
Exons: 6
Coding region: 132-3302 (1056 amino acids)
Biological process (GO): intra-Golgi vesicle-mediated transport
Cellular component (GO): COG complex; Golgi apparatus
Source: RefSeq, a predicted model, not a curated record
UUGUUGACGAAAAUAACUUGAAAUCGGUUACGAAUCACAUUUGGUGAGAAUUUUCUGUGAAUUUGAUCUGAUCGGAGCAAAAUUGUGGAUCUAAUUAGGGAUUUCGAGAUCUGCCACCGACAACCACCACCAUGAGAGUGGCAGGGCAACAACCACCACCGUCAUCUCCGUCAACAUUAACAGCAAAAGAUGCGGAGUCUCUCUUCCGUACCAAACCCAUAUCCGAAAUCCGAAAUGUCGAAGCUGCAACCCGAAAACAGAUCCAAGACAAGAGCGAAGAGCUCCGGCAGCUUGUGGGCAAUCGUUACCGGGAUCUCAUCGAUUCCGCUGAUUCAAUCGUCAACAUGAAGUCGUCUUGCCACUCAAUCUCCGAUAAUAUAUCCGCCGUUCACGAUGGUAUUCUUCAUUCCCUUUCAUCAACCACAAUUAACCCAAAUUCUGCAUCGUCAAACCCAGCUAGGGCUCGAAUUUACGGCAUUGCGUGCCGUGUUAAGUAUAUAGUUGAUACUCCUGAGAACAUCUGGGGUUGCCUGGACGAAUCGAUGUUUGUCGGUGCAGCUGCUCGCUACAUGCGCGCGAAAUUAGUUCACCAUGGUUUAACAAGCAAUGAUAAUAACAAGAAUGUGUUAUUGAAAUUUCCUUUACUACAGCACCAAUGGCAGAUCGUUGAGAGUUUUAGAACACAAAUCUCUCAGCGUAGUCGCGAGAGGUUGUUGUUGGAUCAAGGUGUGGGGCUUGAGAUUUCUGCUUAUGCCGAUGCUCUUGCUGCUGUUUCAGUUAUUGAUGAACUCAAUCCGGCUCAGGUUUUGAGGCUGUUACUUGAUUCGAGAAAGUCUUGUGUUUCUCAGAAAUUAGGUAGUUGUAGGGUGGUUAGCGAGGAUGUGAUAAUGGUGUUUUGUGAAGUAUUGAAGGUGAUCCAGGUUAGUGUAGCACAUGUAGGGGAGUUGUUUUUACAGGUUUUGAGUGAUAUGCCUUUGUUCUAUAAGACGGUAUUGGGUUCGCCCCCUGCUUCUCAGUUGUUUGGUGGGAUACCAAAUCCAGAUGAAGAAGUGAGGUUGUGGAAAUCUUUUAGGGAUAAGUUGGAGUCUGUAAUGGUAAUGCUGGAUCGGGAUUUCAUUGCGAAGGCUUGUUUGGAUUUCUUGAAGAGUUGUGGGAAGGAGAUUAUUAAUAGGGUCAAUGGGCGGUACUUAAUUGACGCAAUCGAUAGUGGUCAACAGCUUGCUGCAGCUGAGAAGUUGAUUAGGGAGACCAUGGAAGGGAAGGAUGUGUUGGAAGGGAGUUUGGAGUGGCUGAAGAGCGUUUUUGGUUCUGAGAUCGAAAUGCCUUGGAAUAGAACCCGUGAGCUUGUUUUAGGCAAUGAUGAUGAUCUUUGGGACGAGAUUUUCGAAGAGGCUUUUUCAACCAGGAUGAAAGCGAUAAUUGACUCUGGAUUUGAUGAGAUGAAUAAUAUCGUCAAUGUGAAGGAAUCAAUUCUCACUAUUGCGGAGGGUCCUGGGGACCAAUUUGAUUUCCGUGCUUACUUGAAUAGGUCUCCUCUUGGUGGUGGAGUUUGGUUUAUGGAGCCAACCAGCAAAAAGGCUGGUCUAAUGACUAGUUGUAAAGCAUCUUCCGAGGAGAGUGAUUACCAGAGCUGUCUAAAUGCUUACUUUGGGGAUGAAGUUGGUCGAAUUAGAAUGGCAGUGGACAACCACUGCAGGAAUGUUCUUGAGGACCUAUUGAGAUUCUUAGAGUCGCCAAAAGCCUCUUUACGUUUGAAGGAACUAGCACCAUAUUUACAAAGCAAGUGUUUUGAAAGCAUGUCAACCAUACUUGCAGAACUCAAGAAUGAAAUGGAGUCCUUGUAUGCAGCCUUGGGGCAUGGAAACAGGGAAGAUGAUUCUUCACCAUCUUCAGCCAUAAUUGUCGAGAGGUCACUAUUCAUUGGAAGACUUCUGUUUGCAUUCCAGAAGUACUCCAGAAAUAUUCCUGUUAUACUUGGUUCUCCCCGCCUGUGGUUGAAUGAACCCAUGGCAGCAGUCUCUGGUAAGGUAUCACCACUUUUGAGGUAUUCUAGCGGAAUGUUUGAUUCUUUCACUUCUGAAAACCAUGGGAAGAAAAUGCUUACUUCACCUAGAAGACAAUCUUCGCUUACCGCUUCUGCCUUAUUUGGAGUCGGUGAUAGUUCGAGCCCACAACUUGGUGAACUUAGAAAAACAACACAAGAUCUUUGUAUUAGAGCUCAUAACUUAUGGAUAACUUGGGUUUCUGACGAACUUUCAGCUAUCCUCUCACACAGUCUCAGAAAUGACGAUAGUUUAUCGGCGACCACUCCCUUGAGAGGCUGGGAGGAGACAAUAGUCAAACACGAGGACUCUGCUGAGGACUCAUCAGAGAUGAAGAUAUCACUUCCUUCCAUGCCAUCCUUGUAUAUCACCUCAUAUUUGUUUCAAGCUUGUGAAGAAAUUCACCGAGUUGGGGGUCAUGUACUUGACAAACCUAUUCUGCAAAAUUUUGCUGCAAGAUUAUUGGAAAAGGUGAUCGAUAUUUAUGUGGAUUUCCUCUUCAAUGAUGAGGCUAGUGCAACCCGUGUUUCUGAAAAAGGAGUUCUGCAAGUCUUAUUGGAUCUAAGAUUUGCUGCUGACAUUCUAUCCGGGGGUGAUUUAAGUGGAAAUGAAGAUAUAUCAAAAACAUCAAAAACAUCAAAAACAAAAACCGCGUACAGGCGGAAGCAAGAUGCGCAACAAGCAAAGUCGGUUAUGAGAGAUCGCCUUGAUGGGUUGGUUAAUCGCCUCUCACAGAGGCUAGACCCGAUAGACUGGCUCACGUAUGAGCCAUACCUUAUGGAGAACGAGAAGCAGUCUUACCUUCGACAUGCAGUCCUAUUUGGUUUCUUUGUGCAGCUUCAUCGGAUGUACACAGAUACAAUGCAAAAAUUGCCUACAAAUUCGGAAUCAAAUAUAAUGAGAUGCUCUACAGUUCCUCGUUUCAAGUACCUUCCCAUCAGCGCUCCUGUAUUAUCUGCUAAGGGGACAAGUAAGUCCCCGAUAUCAACGUCGAUGGAUGAUGUUUCUUCAAGGAAUUCUUGGAGAAAUUACACCAAUGAGGAGCUAUCACGCAAUAUCGAUAUGGAUGACAAUACUAGUUUUGGAGUGGCAGCACCUUUACUCAAGUCUUUCAUGCAGGUUGGGAGCAGGUUUGGGGAGAGCACAAUGAAACUAGGAUCCAUGCUAACAGAAGGACAAGUAAGCAGGUUUGGAGACAUUUUACCUGCCCAAGCAGCUGGACUUCUUUCGUCAUUUACAGCCGGACGAUCAGACUACUGAUUUCGUUUGUCCAAACACCAUUCAUCAUGAUCAGUAUGUUUUUUUCUAUUCCAAAACGGCUGGCAAACGUGGGUAAUCGGGUGCCAACUUAAGGCGACAAUAUGCCCACAAGACCCCUGCGCUCAAAGGGAUGUGAACGAGCAUUUGUUGGCCAUAAAACGUGCAAUUUUCGGGCAAACUUGUGAAGACGGUGGCUAUUGUUGGAUUGGAUUAUAGGGGUUAAGUUUGUGUGUUUGUGAAUGUAAAUUUUGAUUUUGCUGGUUGUGUAAACGAGUGAAGUUAUGACGAUGAUGAUAAUAAUAAUUCAUGUGUUUUUUUAAAGUUUAUUUAGGAAGAAAAGAAGUGAGGAGAGAGGGAAAGGGUAAAUGUAGAAGAGAAGAGAUUAUUUGUAUACUUACUUUUUAUAGUAAUAUCUUGGUUUCAUUGUUU